AUGGCCACCUUUGACGACAAAACCGUCCGUGAGGCUCACGCCGAAGAUGUCGAGUCAGGCCGCCUGUCCAAAGACAUGACGCAGCAGAGAGCGUCCCUGAAGCACGCCGACCGAGCGCUUGCUAUUGUGGGAGACCAACGAGUGGAGCUGACCGAUGAAGAUAACAAACGCAUCCGGCGCAAGACCGACAAAGUCAUCCUUGUCAUCCUCGUCUGGGUCUACUUUCUCCAGAUUCUCGACAAGUCUGUUCUUGGUUACGGCGCUCUCUUCGGCCUCACCCAGGACACCCACCUCACCGGCGACCAAUAUUCCUUUCUGGGAUCUAUUGCCCCCAUUGCCCAACUGGCUUGGCAGCCGUUCUCGUCCUUUCUGAUUGUCCGAGUUCCCCACCGCAUUCUCAUGCCGGCGCUGUGCCUCGGAUGGGGUAUUGCGCAAGCGUCGAUGGCCGCUUGCCAUGACUACAGCUCGCUCCUGGCGGCUCGUUUCUUCCUUGGACUGUUUGAAGCCGGCUGUUUGCCACUCUUCAGCGUCAUCACGAGCCAGUGGUAUCGUCGAGCCGAGCAGCCACUCCGUGUUGCGGCGUGGUACGGCACCAACGGAAUCGCGACAAUUGCUGCCUCCGCACUCUCCUACGGACUAGGCCAUAUUCCUUCAAAUGUUCUGGCAGAGUGGCAGAUCAUUUUCCUUUUUGUCGGCCUUGUCACGAUUGUCACGGCCCCGAUCGUUUGGUAUUUCCUCGACAACGACAUUCCUUCGGCACGGUUUCUGACAGAACCCGAAAAGGCUCAGGCCAUUGAACGGCUUCGCGCAAACCAGACCGGCACGGGCAAUCGCGAGUACAAAUGGGACCACAUUAUCGAACUGGCCCUGGAGCCCAAGACAUAUCUCUGGAUUGGGCUUGCUCUCCUGCUCAACGUGGGCGCCUCGGUCACCAACACUUUCGGCCCACUCAUCCUCCAAGGUGUGGGCUUCGACAAAUACAAGACCUCACUGCUCAACAUGCCGUUUGGCGCGAUGCAGUUCAUUGUCAUUUUGCUCGCUUCGUACGCUGCCCAAAAGGCCAAGCUCAAGUCUUUUGUCCUCGCAGGGCUCAUGCUGCCCGUCAUUGCUGGUCUGGUCGUCCUCUACGUCCUUCCGCGUAACUCGGGUUCCACUGCCGGGCUCUUGGUGGCGUAUUAUCUCCUGGCUUUCCUGUUUGGCGGCAACCCGCUCAUCGUCUCAUGGAUUGUUGGCAACACCGCCGGCAGCACCAAGAAAUCCGUCAUCAUGUCCCUGUACAACGCUGGUUCGAGCGCCGGCAACAUCAUCGGCCCGCUCCUCUUCAACAAGAAAGACGCCCCGGCCUAUCACCCCGGCCUGCGCAAGGUUCUGGCCAUCUUCGUCACGAUGGUGGCGGUGAUCUUCAUCCAGUUGGGCACCCUGAUCUUCCUGAACAAGCUGCAGUCCCGGAAGCGGGUCAAGAACGGCAAGGCAGCCAAGAUCAAGGACCAUUCCAUGGAGGACCGGUACGUUGCCAUGGACGAGAGUGAGAUUGGACAGAGGCUGGGUGAGAAUGCCUUUUUGGAUCUCACGGACCGCAAGAACGAUGAGUUUACGUAUAUUUAUUGA
Messenger RNA from Fonsecaea erecta, 1608 nucleotides. RefSeq lists its product as hypothetical. The transcript has 2 exons. Bases 1 to 1608 code for a protein of 535 amino acids. Gene Ontology annotation, cellular component: membrane. Gene Ontology annotation, molecular function: transmembrane transporter activity. Gene Ontology annotation, biological process: transmembrane transport. Lineage: Eukaryota; Fungi; Ascomycota; Eurotiomycetes; Chaetothyriales; Herpotrichiellaceae. The record is from RefSeq and is a predicted model, not a curated record.